Alligator mississippiensis (American alligator) is the source of this 5544-nucleotide messenger RNA. It is a transcript of the gene ACTN4, whose product is annotated as actinin alpha 4. Gene Ontology annotation, molecular function: actin filament binding; calcium ion binding. The record is from RefSeq and is a predicted model, not a curated record. Lineage: Eukaryota; Metazoa; Chordata; Crocodylia; Alligatoridae. Bases 35 to 2749 code for a protein of 904 amino acids. Gene Ontology annotation, cellular component: Z disc; plasma membrane; cell junction. Gene Ontology annotation, biological process: actin cytoskeleton organization; muscle cell development. The transcript has 21 exons.
GCGGGGCGGGUCAGAGCGGGCGGCGCGCGGCAGCAUGGUGGAUUACCACAGCGCCGGCCAGCCCUAUUCGUACGGCGGCAACGGGCCCGGCGCCAACGGCGACUACAUGGCUCAGGAGGACGACUGGGACCGCGACCUGCUGCUCGACCCCGCCUGGGAGAAGCAGCAGCGCAAGACUUUUACGGCAUGGUGCAACUCCCACCUGAGGAAGGCUGGCACGCAGAUCGAGAACAUAGACGAGGAUUUCCGCGAUGGUCUCAAACUCAUGUUGCUUCUGGAGGUCAUUUCAGGGGAGCGGUUACCUAAACCAGAACGGGGAAAGAUGAGAGUGCAUAAAAUCAACAAUGUCAACAAAGCUCUGGACUUCAUCGCUAGCAAAGGAGUCAAGCUGGUCUCCAUAGGGGCUGAAGAGAUUGUAGACGGCAACGCAAAGAUGACGCUGGGAAUGAUCUGGACGAUUAUCCUUCGGUUUGCUAUUCAGGAUAUUUCUGUGGAAGAGACCUCCGCCAAGGAAGGCUUGUUGCUGUGGUGUCAGAGGAAGACUGCACCCUACAAGAAUGUCAACGUCCAGAAUUUCCACAUCAGCUGGAAGGAUGGUCUUGCUUUCAACGCCCUGAUCCACAGGCACAGACCAGAGCUCAUCGAGUACGACAAGCUCAGGAAGGAUGACCCUGUCACAAAUCUCAACAAUGCCUUUGAAGUGGCCGAGAAGUACCUGGACAUUCCCAAGAUGCUGGAUGCAGAGGAUAUUGUAGGCACUCUCAGGCCCGAUGAGAAGGCCAUCAUGACAUACGUUUCCUGCUUCUACCACGCUUUCUCGGGGGCUCAAAAGGCCGAGACUGCGGCUAACCGGAUUUGCAAAGUGCUUGCUGUGAAUCAAGAGAAUGAGCACCUGAUGGAGGACUAUGAGAAACUGGCUUCGGAUCUGCUGGAAUGGAUUAAGCGCACUAUCCCCUGGCUGGAGGACCGUGUUCCCCAGAAAACCAUACAGGAGAUGCAACAGAAGCUGGAAGAUUUCCGUGACUACAGGCGUGUCCACAAGCCUCCCAAAGUGCAGGAGAAGUGUCAGCUGGAGAUCAACUUCAAUACCUUGCAGACCAAGCUCAGGCUGAGCAACAGGCCUGCCUUCAUGCCCUCCGAGGGGAAGAUGGUUUCGGACAUCAACAACGGGUGGCAGCACUUGGAGCAAGCAGAGAAAGGCUAUGAAGAGUGGCUGCUGAAUGAGAUCAGGAGGCUAGAGCGCCUGGACCACUUGGCCGAGAAGUUCAGACAGAAAGCUUCUAUCCAUGAGUCCUGGACUGAAGGCAAAGAGGCCAUGCUGAAGCAGAAGGACUAUGAGACUGCCACCCUGUCUGACAUCAAAGCUCUGAUCAGGAAGCACGAGGCCUUUGAGAGCGACCUGGCAGCUCACCAGGACCGUGUGGAGCAGAUCGCUGCCAUUGCCCAGGAGCUCAACGAGCUGGAUUACUAUGACUCCCCCAGUGUGAAUGCCCGGUGCCAGAAGAUCUGUGACCAGUGGGACGUUCUGGGCUCCUUGACCCACAGUAGAAGAGAGGCCCUUGAGAAAACAGAGAAACAGCUGGAAACCAUUGACCAGCUGCACCUGGAAUAUGCCAAGAGGGCGGCACCGUUCAACAACUGGAUGGAGAGCGCCAUGGAAGAUCUCCAGGACAUGUUCAUCGUUCACACCAUCGAGGAGAUAGAGGGGCUGAUUGCAGCACACGACCAGUUCAAAUCCACCCUGCCUGAUGCCGACAAAGAGCGAGAAGCCAUUCUGGGCAUCCAGAGCGAGGCGCAGAGGAUCGCGGACUACAACAACAUCAAGCUGUCUGGGAACAACCCCUACACGUCUGUCACACCGCAGAUCAUCAACUCCAAAUGGGAAAGGGUUCAGCAGCUGGUGCCCAAGAGAGACCAUGCCCUCCUGGAUGAGCAGAGCAAGCAGCAGUCCAACGAGCACCUGCGUCGUCAGUUUGCCAGCCAGGCCAACAUCGUGGGGCCCUGGAUACAGACCAAAAUGGAGGAGAUUGGGCGCAUCUCCAUUGAGAUGAAUGGGACGCUGGAGGACCAGCUGAACCACCUCAAGCAGUACGAGCAGAGCAUUGUCGACUACAAGCCCAACAUCGACCUGCUGGAGCAACAGCACCAACUUAUCCAGGAGGCACUGAUCUUUGACAACAAGCACACCAACUACACCAUGGAGCAUAUCCGUGUUGGCUGGGAGCAGCUCCUCACCACCAUUGCCCGAACGAUCAAUGAGGUGGAGAACCAGAUUCUCACCCGUGACGCCAAAGGGAUCAGCCAGGAGCAGAUGCAGGAGUUCCGGGCUUCCUUCAACCACUUCGAUAAGGACCAUGGCGGUUCCCUGGGACCAGAGGAGUUCAAAGCCUGCCUCAUCAGCUUGGGAUACGAUGUGGAAAAUGACAGACAGGGAGAUGCUGAGUUCAACCGGAUAAUGAGCCUGGUGGAUCCCAACAACAGCGGGAUUGUGACCUUCCAGGCCUUCAUCGACUUCAUGUCCCGGGAGACGACCGACACAGACACAGCCGACCAGGUCAUUGCCUCCUUCAAGGUCCUGGCUGGAGAUAAGAACUACAUCACAGCAGAGGAGCUGAGACGGGAGCUGCCCCCGGACCAAGCGGAGUACUGCAUCGCCCGCAUGGCACCUUACCAGGGCCCCGACGCCAUCCCCGGGGCCCUCGACUACAAGUCCUUCUCCACGGCACUGUACGGCGAGAGUGACCUGUGAGGUGGUGGCAGCUGCAGCAAGCGCUGGCGCUUUGUUAGGAGCGAAGGCCUGAUUCUGUGCUCUGCAUCCUCACACACACACACACACACACACACACACACACACACACACACACACACACACACGCGCGUGCACACACCCCCCCCCACAUGCAUGCACAUGUGUGCGCACACACAUGGGCGUGCGCGCACGCCUGCCCCCUCCCACACACGCGCACACACACACACACACACCCUGUCCCUCGGUAACAGGAUCUCUUCUCCGCUCCUCUCCUCCAGAGGACAGACAGUCACAUUCACACGGGGCGAUCCUGGGAACUAUCUCACAUUCCGGUUGUUACUGCAUCUUAUAUGAACCAUGUACCUAUGCAAUGAUUUUUUUUCCCCCACUUUGCUCUGUUAAACAUGGAGAGGGGUUUGGGGGUGGCUUAAAACAGGCUUUUCUUUUUUUUUUUUCUAAUUUCCUCACAUUUAGUUGCUUUGGGGUUUCUUGGCAAAGGGAAAGGGGGAGGGAAAUCUGGAAGUGAACAAGCAGCUCUGGUUCAGAGGGUUAUUUUUUUUAAAUAUAUCCCAUUCUAUUUUUUCAACUGAGCUGAAAAGAGAAGAAGAAAGCAAAUCUGCUGUUGAUUGGCAUGUCUUGAAGUGGAGCCUGUCUCCUUUCUCCCAUCUCUCUGCCCUCCUGUCUGUGUAGCAGAAGUCGUCACCAGUCUGUAUCAUUCCCCACCCCCCUGGCAGCAGCCACAGGAAGAGCAUUCUUUUUUCUAUCUGGAUCUGCUUUGUUUUUGCCUAACCUUGCUUCGACACGCGCCACAUUCCCCAAUCCUGUCUCUUUCUCUUCCCCUUAGUUGUGAUACUAAUGAGCGUGUCCGGCAGACCUCCAGCUGGCUGGGCGGAGUUUGGGAUGCAGUGCAGAUAAAUGACAUUUUGGAUUAACGAUGGUUUACCCUGCUCCCAGAUCCCCUCCCCACCCAGACAGAGCGUAUGCGUUAGACCAGAGCGCUGGGCUUUUAACAUGGUCUGCUCCCUUUUCACGGUUCCUCGGGGACCACAUCCUUGGGCACUGCAGGUGAAAGGAAGUGUGCCCUGUUCUGGGAGCCGUUAAUGUAGGAGCUCCUUCCUGCGUCCUAAAGGAUUUUGACUCCUGGACGUCUUGAGCUGUCAUCUCCCCAGCUCGUCACGUAACUGACUUUUUCUCCUUUGGUGCUCGGUGUUUGUGGAUCUUGGGACAGUCCUCAAAUUCCUGUCGCACAGGCCGAACUAGCUGAGAUCUCGAGGCAGAGAACUCCGUGCCUUUCUCUGGGAAAUCUUGUGCGGUGGCUUUUUAUUACCUGACGAGAACUAAGCAAUAAGUGCUAUCAGGGGGAAAACCUGCCUAUCGCUGCACUGUCAUCCUGUUUGCAUCAUUUGUGCUCAAGCGAGGUCUGUGGCUGUCGUGAGUGGGAGAGGCCUCAUGGGCUGCGAGGUGGGUUUCAGGUUCUGAACCAGGUGGGAGUUGAAAAAGGAGUGACUUUUUUUAUAUAUGUAUAUAAUAUUCACCUGGCUCAACCUUGCUCACCAAUGCGCCACCAUCAAGCUUUGCCCCAAGCUGUAGCAUUAUCAUGGCAGUGCUGACACACGUGUUGAAGGUCACGUGACUUUUAGCGCAGGUUUUACAAAUCGGGCAGGGCACACCUGGCUUGGGUUUGCGGUUAGCUUUCUCCUUCUCUGGGUUCCUUGCUCUUCAGGUUUCUUUAAUGCACCAGACUGAGUUUGAGGCUCAUUCCAGCGGGGGGGAUGAUCAAACUUUGGUUUGGAAAGCAGGCCUGUGCUGUUGUCUGCUCUCAUUCUUGUUAGCUCUCAGCUCUCCAUUAGGUGACACCAGGUGCAGCUGUUGGAUCUCCAUUGCACAUGUCGAUUGACUUCUAUAACAAAAGGAAAGGAUGGGACCGGGCAGUGAAGCUCACUCUGCUCCAUGCAUGUUAGACACUGGGUGCUAAUAAACUGCGCUCUGUAGGCGCAACCCCCAAACGGCUUCACUGGGUUAGGGAUUUCAGGCUUUCUGGAGAGGGGAAGGUCAUCUUUCAGCAUCCUCUAUACCAGCAGCCUUAAGCUAUGCAGCAAAGCGGGUGAACCUGGGCAUUCAGUCAGAGGGAAAGCCAGGAACACGAAGCAUGUAGGAAACGGGGUUCAGAGGCUCUGCAACCACGGCAUCUUCCCUGAAGAGCAGAAACGCUCGUGCACCCAUCUGUGCGCCACGUAUCAGAGCAAACGCCCUCACCAGUUCACUCCCGGCACAUGCUUUCUCAACCGUCUUGGAGCAGGUUUUAUCUGAGGACCAAAAAAAACCUUUGUUUGAAACUUUAAAAAAAAAAAAAGGAAAAAAAAAGUUUUUUCAGAGGGUUCCUAUUUACUUUAUUAACUUACGGAUUUAUUAUAUAAAUAUAUAUUCACCUAGCAUCGUAUAUUGCAGUUUUUCUUCUGUCAUGUAAUUAAAAUAUUGCUGAUUAUUGUAACAAUGGAAACUGUAACAUUCCACGGCUUUGUCAUUCAUCCCCCCCACCUCCCUCCUCAUCGCACCCCUUCCUCACUCUUCUGUCCUGGGAGAUCGUUAGUGUCAUGGGAGCAUUUUGUGUUUGCUACUGAAGAUCCUUCAGCGUCAAGGGGGAUGGGAACAUCAGCAGGUAGACACCAAUAGGAAGUAGUCAGCUUUAUCUGCCUCUUCAUAAGUAUGUUCUAAAUUUUUUUGAGGUUUCUGGGAAACCAGCCCUCCUGCCUCUUGGGACAGGACAAUAAAACAUGUAAUAUUUUUAAGGGUGA